UUAUGUUACAAAAAAAAAAAAAAUAGGGAAUGGUUCUCAGGGUCCCGGCAAGGGAGAAAGGGGACAUAAAGAGUGGAUUUCUGUAUUUUUAGGAGAAGCAUUUCAAGUGUUGCCUGUCAAAGGGGCAGUGUCUCUUAUCUGGAACUCCUUGGCAUUUUAUAACAUGUUUUGUAAAUACUUUUCAUGGGGAAGCACUGGUUUUACUGUUUCUAGUUGGAUAUUGAUUACAUGUAAAAAAAGAAAAAUCGUGCUUCAGAUUGGGUGAAAUAGCCAAGUUAAAACUGUAAAUUGGAGUGAUCCAUUUCCUCUAUCCAGCCUUUGGGUGGAAUAAAACUCAAGAUAAAUAAAUGUUCACUUCUGGACUGGGCAGUCGUGUGUGGCAAGGGAAAUUUAGUUUUCUUCAGUCAAAGGCCUGACGUGCUAAAAUGCAAUCCAUACUGUAUUUAGCAGGUUAUAAGAAUUUGAAGGUAAGGAGAGCCACAGGUAAGUAUAUGACAGUGAAUGUGAAUUAAAACAGGUGACAACAUGAAGAGAGAGAAAUUGGUGUACUGAAUAUAGUGCAGAGACUUUGCAUUUUAACAGACCUGAGUGAGAAAUUGUUCCCUACCACAACCGAGCUGUGUGACCUUGAGUGAGAGGUGUAGCGGUCACUCUGGCCUGUAUCAGCAGAACUGAUGACGCGAACCCAGUGAUGGUUGACCUUGGGAAUGUCCACCUUUGCAAGACGGGAAAAUAUGGAUUCUGCGGGGCCGACAGACUAAGUGAGACAUUUAUCAAGGGGCCCCAGAUUCUCCUCCUUUUAUCUGAUAGAUGUUUGUGAGUGUCCACUGGGAUCGAGGCUCUGUGAUGGGUGAAGAAGACAGACAAAAAUUCCUGUGUACCGUCAGCUCCUGGGCUGGUUUUCCCUCAUGCACUGAAGACCUCUCCCCCAGAAGGCUGGCCGUUCCCCUGUGUGCUUCCGCAUGUGGAAGCCACAAAUACACGUCAUCUUAUAUUGAGUGGAUCCAUUCACUUCAGCUCCAGUUCUGUCCUCAGACUGGUCACACACCUUCCUCGCUACCUUCAGGGUGUUUGAAAACCUCCAGCCUCACCUUCCUUUCCAGACACAAGGGCCAAGCAGAGCUUCCAGCUCAGACUAGACCUCCAUGGAUCCACUCCAGAAAUGGAAUCCAGCGUUGACCUCGGAAUCUUCUCAGCUGACAGCUUCAGAGACUUCGCAGGAGGGCACAGUAGCUUCUUGGCCUUCCUCCUCAGAGCAGCUGAUGAUGGGCCUGGGUAACCCACGCCCUAGUCCCGGCACCAGCCACCCUGCACCUCAGCCAGAGGGGCUGCUCCAACAGCGAUACCGAGAGGAGAAGAGCCUGCAAGAGAGGCGGUGGGAAAGGUUGGCAUUCCCUCAGAGGAAGAAAGCAUUCCUGGGGCACCUGAGGCGGAGACACCGCGACCACAUGGCACCUUACCCGGUUGAGAGGGAACCCAGGAUCUCUCCCUCAGGGAACAGAGAUCAGAAUCGAUUCCGAUGUGAAUGUCGAUACUGCCAGAGCCAUAGGCCAACUCUUUCUGGGAUCCCUGCGGAGAGGAGCGGGGCUCCUCCUGCUUCUUCCUGGGAGACGCUAGUGCAGGGCCUCAGUGGUCUGACCCUCAGCCUGGGUGGUAGUAGUAGCCAGCCCGGCCUUCUGCCAGAAGGGGCUCUCCAGCAGCAGGAGAGAGAGGAGAAGUGCCAACUGGAGAGGCAGCAGGAGAGCAAAAGAGUGUUCCAGAGGCUGCUCAAACAGUGGUUAGAAGAAUACUGAGAUGCUUGUCAUCACACUACGGAGGUCGGAAGGGGUUCAGACAUAGAUGCGGUGUUGCCAGCUCCUGGGCGUGGGACCAGACAGUAAGCUCUAGUUGGAGGACUACCGAGACCUGUGUCAUGACUGGAAUCCUCCCAGCGUGAUGCUGGAAGGAAGUUCCUACUCUCUUGUGCCUGUCAUUCCUGGAUCGCUGUGAGGCAUUCUGUGACAAGGGGAACUGCAUACCAGUGGUCCUCACCUCAUCUCAUGUGGCUCCCGUGGUGCAUGUUUCCCACCCUGGAUCUCCAUCUUUCCUCUCUACCUUGUUGUCAGUAAGAGAUAAAAUGUCUGUGCAGUGUGAUUGCCUUGUUGCUGUCCCUGUGCUUUUGUGCCAUUUAACUGACUGCCUCCCAGAAGCAGCACUAGGUCUGUUGAAAUGCGCUGUGCUCCGCAGGUCCCACCUGCGGUGCAUCUUACAAGGGUACACGUGAAGCUUAGUAAAUGUAGAAUAUAAAUGUCUUAACACAAUAACUAAGAAAAUGUCAGGAAGGCUAUGUUAAACCAGUGUGAUGGAAAUGUGUCAAACGGUCUAUAAAACCAGUGUAUGGUGCCCCAUGAUCGCAUUAAUGUACGCAGCCAUGAUUUAAUAAUAAUAAUGAAAAAAAGAAAUGCA
Molecule: messenger RNA, 2445 nt
Organism: Nycticebus coucang (slow loris)
Lineage: Eukaryota; Metazoa; Chordata; Mammalia; Primates; Lorisidae
Product: protein FAM156A/FAM156B-like
Exons: 5
Coding region: 1146-1793 (215 amino acids)
Biological process (GO): epigenetic programing of female pronucleus
Cellular component (GO): nucleus
Source: RefSeq, a predicted model, not a curated record